AUGGGCUCUGACAACGACAACCAAGACCCGUCAACCGCUGGCACUGCGGCGGAACGGGAAUUCUUUGAACAGUCGACAGAUGUGCGCAAGUAUUGGUAUCCACUAAUCCCAUCCGCUGAACUAGAUGCCGCAACACCUGUUGGGCUUCACCUCCUGGACGAUCCACUAGUUAUUUACAGGGCAUAUCCAGGCGGAGAUGCAGUGAUCAUUCAAGACAAAUGCCCUCAUCGGGCGGCGCCCUUAUCCCUCGGUCGCAUUGUUGACGGCCAUAUCGAAUGCAAGUAUCAUGGCUGGCAGUUUGACAGCACUGGUGCAUGCUCCCAUAUCCCGUCCUAUCCACCUGCGGCAAAACCGCCCCUCGCCGCACACGUUCGACAGUACCCAACACGGGAGGUAGAUGGAUGGAUCUGGGUCUGGCCAGGAGCUUCACUGGAUUCAUUGGACAAGGAUGGUCCUAGCUUAUAUAUGGCCUAUGGAAGGGAACAGGAGUUGGUACCUUGGAGUGGAUAUGUGGAUCUGGAUAUUGACCACUCUCUUUUAGUGGAAAAUUUUCUCGAUCCGGCUCAUCUCCCGUUCGUUCACAAGACAACAAUAUCCAAGCGAUCAAAUGUGACGCCAAUCCACAUAUCUGCAAUUCAAUUCAGUCCAGGCUCGAUGAAAGGUAGACAAGUGACCCCUCGACGUCCAGAUUUGACUGAGGUUGAACUUGAGUUUCGAACCCCUUGCACGGUUGCUCUGAAAUUCAAACGGCCAAAGCAGCACGAAAUCCAAAUUGAUAAUGAUGUCUCUCCACCCUUACCAUUUGACCAAACAUUCUACGCAAUUCCUACACAGAAAGGCAAAUGUCGCUUUAUCUAUUUCCAGCGCAUGCCAUUUCUUCCCUCACCUACAUGCACCUUCGUCAAAUAUUUCCCGCCUCUUCGCUGGCUAAUUUCGUGGUAUUUGCACCGUUUCAAUCAACGUGUGCUUUACGAGGAUUAUGCACUACUGAAGGGCUUGCAACGGAAUCUGGCCAAGGGCGCCAAGGCGCUUGACAGCAGAACUGUGGUUGCUGCCGAUGGUCUUGUUGUCAAGUAUAGAGCAUGGUGGAGAAGAGCAUUUGGGAGAAGAGGGAAGCGCUGGAAUGUGUGGUUUGCAGGGUAUAACCCUGAUAUUGAAGAUAUUGUUCUGGACACGAUUUAUUUGAUUUCAACGAUUGUUCAGAUCAGUGUGGCUUGUCGCUUAUGUCAUUCUGCUGCGCACAUGGACGCGUCCAACCUCGCGUGUGCCCUUGUAUGCCAGCAAACUGUAAACAGUAUGCAAAGAUCCAGCUCAUUCCGCUCGCAUAAGAGUAGUUCCAGCAGUUUUUCCGCAAAGCAAUAUAUCAAGGAUGAUACUCGUCGCUCAAGUGAAUCUUUGAGAAAGGAGAGAGGGGAGCUGAGUCGAAGUGGAUCGCUACGAUCUGAACGAGGAAGCCUGCGGAAUGAAAGAUCGGGGAAAGCCGAGAAUGGAGUGAUCGCUGUGGCACUGUAUGAUUAUCGGGGUGCCACCGAUGAAGAAUUGAAUUUCAACGAAGGCGAUACUUUUGAAAUCUUAACUACUGAUAAUCCAGAGUGGUGGUAUGUGUGCACUCGUAACGGUCAAAAGCUCGAGGGAUACGUUCCGACAACGUACGUCCGGAAACUGGAAGAUAACGAAGUCUCUGAGAAUCAAAUGAAAGACAGCGGAGAGGAGGAAGGUACCUCGGAAUCUGAAAGUGAUGAUAGUUCUGGAUAUGAGACUUCCGCGGAGGACUCUCAAGAAGACGAUGAAGAAGACAUGGGAGAGGAUGAGCAAAACGAUGAUAGCGUGGAUGCCAAAUCCCCUACCGAGUCGAGUCAAACAUCUGGAGAGGAAGAGGAAGACGAAAUAACGGUGACACCCACCCGCGUAGCCCAAGAGAAAGGGCGGCGAAGACAUAGACAACGCCAUCACUAUCGACGCCCUUCAAGAAGGCGGCUAAUACCUCCCGAUCCGUUGAAAGGUUUCGGAAUCUUGCCGCAAGGAUUUCGCUUUUCGACUUUGGGAAAAACCUACGAGCAAGGUAUCGGACGCCUCUCAAAAUCCCUCACACCGAAAUUAACACCGGACGGCCUCUGUUUCAAGGAUCUCCUAUGGGAUCACAAGAAAGACCGGAUUAAAAAGCUCUCCACCACCUGUACAAUAGCUUUCUCCCUGCUCGAUGCACGAUAUAUUCCGAUUCCUGGACCACAUGUCCGUAUCCUUGGUCGAUGUGUUCGGAUGGCGUUGUUUGAUAAAGCGAGCAUUUUGAGCAAUAUCCAUGCUGUGCCAGCGGUGUAUAAUCCUGAAUUCGAACAUUUAUGGAAAUUUUCUAGCAAAGCUUCUUUGCUGUUUCCAAAAGAUGAUGAGAAUACGUGUUUUUUACGAGUCAACGAUGUUGAUGUGAACUUGUGCAUUCUUUUUGAGUUUUGUAUGAUUGUUGAGAAGGAGAGCCGGGGGGAUAGACCGGAAAUCGCACAAUUGAGUUGCGGAUGGGGUCUUCUUCCCCUCUUCACAACCGACGGAGGCCCAAUUGAGAAUAAAACGUACGAUAUUAAACUAUAUGGUGGUACACCAUUUGAAAAGAACGUCCGUCUUUAUGAAGAGAUUGGAAAGCAAGGCCUCUUGCAAAGCCUCAUUCAACCAAACAAAACACCUCGUUUGAACGUCAGAGUAUGGAAACUGGGUUCUUCUGCCUUGAGGCGUUUAAACCACCUACCCGGCACAUUGAUAUCCUUCCUCUCCGCCGUCCCUGCUCUUUCCAUGUACCGCCAAAUUCUUGCUGACGUUCUGGUAGCACCAAAACGAGAUCAAGUGUUUUCGACGAUUGGGGAUAGCGUCUUGGGUAUUUUUCCCCUUCUCGCGGAACAGAAUGAUUUGUUGAGGCUUUUGGUAAUGGUUUGGGAGAGAACAUGGAGAACUAUGAAGCGGAGCGACAAGAGAUCAUUUACGCGGAGUAAACAGCAGUUCACGCGUUGCGUAAUGGCUGUUUGGCCGCUGCUUCACGUAAGAGAGAUGCCAGAUUAUAUUCCUGGCUAUGUCGAACUAUCACAGGCGAGACAAACCAUCAUCCACCGAUUCCAAGAAGUGGGUGUCAUUGAUUACUUGGGCAAAAAUCCUGCUCAAGCAACCAUGCGUCCCUUCAACACUGUUGAAGUGCAGUUCAACUGUCUAGCUGCAAUUGCCGCUGCAAAGUAA
Messenger RNA from Spizellomyces punctatus DAOM BR117, 3216 nucleotides. RefSeq lists its product as uncharacterized. Gene Ontology annotation, cellular component: cytoplasm; cilium. The record is from RefSeq and is a predicted model, not a curated record. Gene Ontology annotation, biological process: protein localization involved in establishment of planar polarity. NCBI's taxonomy places the organism in Eukaryota, Fungi, Chytridiomycota, Chytridiomycetes, Spizellomycetales, Spizellomycetaceae. Bases 1 to 3216 code for a protein of 1071 amino acids. Gene Ontology annotation, molecular function: protein binding; 2 iron, 2 sulfur cluster binding; oxidoreductase activity. The transcript has 18 exons.